This is a messenger RNA of Solanum verrucosum, 378 nucleotides long. RefSeq lists its product as uncharacterized. The record is from RefSeq and is a predicted model, not a curated record. NCBI's taxonomy places the organism in Eukaryota, Viridiplantae, Streptophyta, Magnoliopsida, Solanales, Solanaceae. Bases 1 to 378 code for a protein of 125 amino acids. The transcript has a single exon.
AUGACUGUUGCUAACAACAUUAAGAAUACUAUUCCACAAACAGAAAGUGCCAGGGAAUACCUAAAGUUUGUGGGAGAACGUUUUCGUUAUGCUGAUAAGUCUCUCGCUGGUACACUAAUGGCUGAACUCACGACCAUGAAGUUUGAUGGGUCGCGUAGUAUGCAAAAUCAUAUCAUCGAGAUGACUAACAUUGCAGCAAGACUUUCGACCUUAGAGAUUAAAGUGGAUGACACCUUCUUGGUUCAGUUUAUUCUGAACUCAUUGCCUCUUGAGUAUGGACCAUUCCAAAUUAACUAUAACACUAUUAAGGAUAAGUGGGAUGUUACUGAAUUGUCCAAUAUGCUUACUCAAGAGGAGUCAAGACUUAAGAAACAAUGA